AUGUUGCGUUCUAUGUGCCAUCUAGCUAGGAAGCUAAGUACCUGUGAAUGGGGAAAGGAAGUACAUGAUAGCUAGAUCUAGCUUGCAUGAAAUGUAAAGUGGCUAGCUAGUGAGUAAUUACACGUCGAAAUCGGAGAAAGAGAUCACAAUAAGUUAGCCAGACAGGUAGUUAAAUUGGAAGUUGUAAUCGGCAAGGAAAACGGAUGACAGCAACGCUACAGUCUCUCUACGUUUUCUACUGGAGAAUUGGAUGAUCAGGAUAACUUAGCCAUUGCUACCUAAAAAUCCACAGCUAGCUAGCCUACCUAGCUCUAGUAUUUCUCAAUGACAGAUAACGCUACUACUGUCUGAGCUAGUAGAGAGCAAGCCAGCGUAGCUAACUGACGUUGCCUAAGACCUGCCGAUCACUGGACAUAAAGUAUUUGUAUCUAGUUAUGACAGUCAAAUCAUUGGUGGCUAGUGCUAGCUAGCUAAUCAGCUAGCUAGCACUUGAAAUUUGUACUAUCAAAUAGUGCAACUUCUAACAUUAUUAAUCUAGUAGACCGGUGAUGGUUGUCAGAUAGCCAGACGGAGCGGUGCUAGUUUACCCAACCCAGCUUGUCAGGAUAGUUUCCCCAUCGCACUGACUGUCAAAGGAACGGCGACCUUAUAUGGACACAUUGUCAUUUGCUAAGAAAGGUUCUUUGCUUUUAACAUUUCUUAACAACAAAUCCGUCGGGACUCGUGGGUCGCCAGAAACCUAUUGGUUUAAAUUAAGGCUUAGUUAGCUGUCUUGUUAGCCAGCCAAUGUUGUUAGCCUAAAUUGCUAACGUUACGUUAGCCAGGCUUUGCUCAUUCAAUCGCUGGCUAAUCCUAAACUCUAGUUAUAAUAGCUAGGCUAUCUGUUAAACAGCUCCCAGGAAUUAUUGGUGACAGUUUCGAUUACAAGAUUGGAAAAGUAACAUCACUACAAUGAAGAAAUUUUUCGAUUCACGCCGGGAACUUGUAAGUUCUGGGCCUGGUUCUGGAGCGGGUGGCGGAGGCGGUGGAUCUAGUUGUGGUGGCAGCUUCAUUGGACGGGUUUUCACCAUUGGACGGUAUCAAGUCACCGUUGAGGAAACAGUUGCUGAAGGAGGCUUUGCGAUCGUCUUCCUGGUGAGGACUCACCAGGGCGUGCGCUGCGCCCUCAAAAGGAUGUACGUCAACAACGAACACGACCUGCAGAUCUGCAAGCUGGAGAUUCAGAUCCAGAGGGACCUGGUGGGCCACAAGAACAUUGUGGGGUUCCUGGAUUCCAGCAUCUCUGCCGUGGGGGCCGGAGAUGUCUGGGAGGUGCUCAUCCUCAUGGACUUCUGCAGAGGAGGACAGGUGGUGAACCUGAUGAACCAGAGGUUGCAGACGGGCUUCACGGAGGCUGAGGUGCUGCAGAUCUUCUGUGACACCUGCGAGGCGUUGGCCCGCCUCCACCAGUGCAAGACACCAAUCAUCCACCGCGACCUGAAGGUGGAGAACAUCCUGCUCCACGACCGGGGCCACUACGUCCUGUGUGACUUUGGCAGCGCCACCAACCGCUUCCAGAACCCACAGACAGAGGGCGUGCCCGUGGUGGAGGAAGAGAUCAAGAAGUACACCACACUGUCGUACCGGUCUCCUGAGAUGGUCAACCUUUACGGAGGCAAGGUCAUCACUACAAAGGCUGACAUCUGGGCCAUGGGCUGCCUGCUCUACAAGCUGUGCUACUUCACGCUGCCGUUCGGGGAGAGCCAGGUGGCUAUCUGCGACGGCAGCUUCACCAUCCCAGACAACUCCCGCUACUCCCACGACAUGCACUGCCUCAUCCGAUACAUGCUGGAGCCUGACCCAGACAUGCGUCCAGAUAUCUACCAAGUGUCGUACUUUGCCUUUAAGCUGGCCAGGAGAGACUGCCCCGUCCAGAACGUACAUAUCUCCGCCGUUCCCGCCAAACUCCCCGAGCCAAUCAGAGCCAGCGAAGCGGUGGCCAAGAAGAGCCAGAGCCAGAGCAAAGCCAGGCUCACUGACCCCGUGCCCACCCUGGAGACCUCCAUAGCCCCGCGCCAGCGCCCCAAGGCCGGCCAGGCCCAGCCCAUCGGCAUCCUGCCCAUCCAGGCUGCCCUCACCCCCCGCAAGAGGCCCGCCGUGGGGGCAGGGGGCCCGUCGACCAUGGGUGUCGGUACGGGUGUGGCCCUUCCCUCUGCCAGCGUCCAAUCAGCUCAGCAAGCCCCUGCGGGCCAAUCGGGCCCCUCGCCGCCCCAGGCCACGCCCCAGGCCACGCCCCAGGCCACACCCCAGCACCAGCAGGUCUUCAUGCAGCAGCACCCUGCUCCCUUCUUCAUCCCACAGCACCAGCUCAACCAGCAGCAUCCACUGGUGCAGAAACUCUACCAACAACAACAACAGCAGCAGCAGCAGCCGCAGUGCCCCGCUCCCGCCCCCCAGCCCUCUGCACCAGACCAGCCCCCUGCACCAGACCAGCCCCCUGCACCAGACCAGCCCCCUGCACCAGACCAGCCCCCUGCACCAGACCAGCCCUCUGCACCAGACCAGGCCUCUGCACCAGACCAGGCCUCUGCACCAGGCCAGCCCAGGGCUAAGCCUCUCGCUCCAGCUGCUCCCUUGCAGCAUCAUCCAGCCGUCCCUGCCGCGGUGACCCCCAUCCCCGAGCCUGCAGCGCUCCCUGCAGCCCAGCCCGCCACCCCCAGCCCUCCGGCCUCCGGCCCCGCAGACGACCCCGACGCCAUGACCCCUGGCCGCGGGGCGCACAAGGUCGGCUCCCUGACGCCCCCCUCGUCCCCCAAGAUGGCCGCCCGGGGCGGGCACCGGCGCAUCCUGAGCGACGUCACCCACAGCGCCGUGUUCGGCGUCCCCGUCAGCAAGUCCACCCAGCUGCUGCAGGCAGCGGCGGCCGAGGCCGGCCUCAACAAGUCCAAGUCGGCCAGCACCACCCCGUCCGGCUCGCCCUGCUCCUCCCAGCAGAGCGUGUACCAGCCGGGGGAGCCGGGGGCCCCCUCCGCCCCCGCCGCCUCCAGCGCCCAGCCCAGCUGGAACCCCUUUGGGGACGACAACUUCUCCAAACUGACGGCGGAGGAGCUGCUGAACAAGGACUUUGCGAAGCUGGCCGAGACCAGGGAGAGCCUCAUCCCAGGGCUGCAGUCGCUCUCCACGGCCACAGGGGGGGCCAAAGCAUUCCCAGCUGAGAGAACCGCUGACAUCCUGGGUUUGGAUGCCGGCUCAGCGCUGUUGAGUGUCCCUGAUCCCUUUAACGCCCUGUCCCUCUCUAGCUCUCCAGAGAAGCUGAUCGAGGGGCUCAAGUCCCCAGAGACAUCUCUGCUGCUCCCUGACCUUUUACCCCUGAAUGACCCCUUCAGUAGCUCUGCAGAGGGGCCUUGCCAUGCAGGAAAAGCAGAGAUGAGCGUGGACUCCCUGAUCGCAGGCCUGGAUGCCCCCCAGACCCAGAGACUGCCAGCCCAGCCGGAGCCCACCUCAGCCAGCCUGACAGACCCUCUGGUUGGUGAGGCCUCUCUCCUGGGCUGUUCUCUGCUGCCUCACCACCCCCCCCCUGGGUCUGCCCCAGCCUCCUCAGCCCCUCCCUCUGGCUCCUGUCUGGACGAGCUAGCCUCCAUAUCUCUGAACCCUGGCCAGCCAGCUCCCGACUCUGCUGUCCUCACCUCCGGGGAGAAGGGCCCCCAGGACGAGUUUGACCCCAUCCCUGUGCUCACCUCGAAAAGCGUCAGUCAAGAGCCGGAAGGGGAGAGCAAUGGCUACGCUGUGCUGAGCGAGGCCCCUGAGGCCGAACUUCCGGAAGACUGCCUCGGAGCGACCCAGGGCUGUGUCCACUCCAGUGAUGAAGAGGAGGAGGAGGAGGGAGCUGAGGAGCAGGGGAGAGGGGCCGUGGUGAACCACUCUGCAGGGGCCCCGGACUGCAGCGGCUCCCAGCCUCUCCUGCUCGAUUCGGAGGAAGAAGAGGACGUUCCCGACUUCACCCCGCCCCAGCCUUCUCAGGCACCCUUGCCUCUACCCUCCACCCCCUCCCACCAGCCUGCCCCCAGCCCCCCCAAGCAGACUUCCCUGGGGACCGAGGCCCCCCCGCCCGACGUAUUCUCCAAAGCCCCCUUUCGGAUCGGGCAAGGAGAAGCCAGCGACGUGUUUGCCAACGCCCCCUUCGUCCGCCCCCCCUCCGCGGUCCAGGCCCAUCCCGACGUCUUCCUCCAGGCCCCCUUCGGGAAGAGGAAGGAGGCGACGGGGGUCGUGGGGAAGCCCCCCCAGCCAAAGCACCCGUACCCGGCCAUGGUCCACCCCGAACAGGCCCUCCUGGACCAGAUGGCCUCCCAGCCGUUCCGACCCCAGGCCCUGGCCAAGUAUUCCAGGCACUUUGAGGGCCCGGUCCCCCCUCAGCAGCAGCCUGUGUCGGCCCACAGGGGCACCUCCGGUGUGAACAGGCAGGCCUCCCUGGGCUCUGGAGCCCUGCCCUCGUGGGCCUCUGAGGUGAACGCUGCCGUGGACCCCUUCGUCUCGGCGCCCUUCCACCUCAAGGCCCCGCAGGACAAGCCCUGAGCGGGGGGGCGGUGAUCUGGAGGAGGGGGGGGGAGGGGGGUUGUGUUGGAGCCGUUAACACGGAGCACUAUGGUAGAGUUGGCACGCUGCAUGCUGUACCCAGCGCCCAGGCUGGGCUGCAGGGCUGCAUGGAACUCGCUCAUUCCAUCCUUGACUGACACUUGAUCAGAAGCACACGGUCGAGGCACUUUCCCGCUGCGGUUAGAAUAAGGAGGUUUAGAUAAAUCUCAGUUAUCUCCGUGCUGGGCCUUGUCAUACUUUAAUGUUAUAGUCAUGCACAGACAUUAUUGGGGAGGGGGGGGGUGUAAAGAUGGUGUUAUUUUUUUGUUUUUUUCUUGUCCUUUUUUUUUUCUCGCCUACCUCAGAGUUUUCCUAUGAGAGCGUAUUCUUACUGAUAAAGAGAGCUCCACUAGGGGGCCUCCUCCAGGUGUUGAUUUUCCUUCCUCCAUCCCUCCACCAUUCCUUCCUGUUCUCCAUCGGCAACGGCUCCUCUUCCUGUACCUAUCCCAGCUAUGGUGCGUCCUGUUACUGUGACAACCAUUCCUCUACUCUGUUAGUUAGCUCCCUUCACCAGGAGCACCAGUCAAGCCUGCUGUACAGGGACAUCUGUAAGGAGACCUUUCUUUUUUUUUUUAUGGGUCUGAAUGAUUUUUACCUGGUUUCAUUUCCUCUUUAUAGGUAGAAUACUAUAACGGCAUUUAACUCUUGGCAGUGCUGUCAAAUGUUGGUAAUUUAUGUAGGGUGAUAAUCAGAUGCUGGAUUAUGUUGCACAUGUAAUGAAUUGUGAGGAGAUAUUUUAGCUGUGUUGAUUUGUAUUAAUUUGUCAUUAAUCAUGUCCUAUGUUUUAUGUAGUCCUUUGAUUUUUCUAUUCUGUAACCAACAUUGCUGAAAUCACAAAACUACGUUGUUGUGUUUUGGGGUAUAUCCAUGUACAAUCUCACUCCAUGUACUAUGUCAGUCUUGCACACCUUUAACAUGAACGUUAUGCAAGUCUAUCCUCCAGAGGUGUACCAAGAGAAGGCUUUUCAGCAAAUAUGCCCGGCAUUAACGUCACUCCGUUUGGGGGUGUGUGAGUCUGUGGGUCAUCGUAACAUCACAGUAAUGGAGAAAAACCAAGAAUCUACAGUAACUUAUUCUGAGGCCUUGAACUCUUCAGCCCGUGUCCACACGGGGGCGCUCUGCCCCUCCGCCACAGGCCCUUCGUCAUAUCUCCCGCGGCCCGCUCAGGAUCACUCUCUCCUCCUCCAGCUGCUCACACACGAUCACUCCGAGCGCCGCGUCCUUCAUCAGCACUGGAUCACUUCCUGCUCUCCCCUCAUUGUAUAUGGGACACGGCUUUUUUGAGGAAUGUAUUUGAGCUCUUAAAGGGGGGGAUGCUUGGCUCCAAGCGUUCACCAGAAGCAGUCACCCCUCUCCACGUCUUAUCGGACACCGUGGCAGUUUGGCGCGGCCUGAAUCGAAACGCAAUGUAGUAUGGAAGAGAGGCGAGUGUGCUUUCCAAAUGGCUGUUGUAGAAUAGAAUCUGAAGCACGUGUUAUUCCCUACUUUAAUGAUGAGGUGAUGGGAACCAUUGUAGAGACCCAUAACUGUUUCCUGUGAAGCACGAUGACAAUUGCUGAUUUUACAGGAAUCCAUUUUGAGUUUUGUUUUACUUUCCUUAAUUUGAGUGUAUGACAAGUCUUAUCUUCACUGUUUGGCAGUUUUGCUGUGCAAAUGAAGACUGCAUCCGCAAUGAUUAUGUUCUACAAAAUACAUUUGUUGUGGUGACACAUUUUGUGAACACUUUCUGUCUUCGCUGUAGUUUGUUGGAACGUGAGGCAUCUUAUUCUACAGUAAGCCCCACCUGCUAUAAACUAUGGCACCCAUAUCAAAGUACUUGAGUCAUCCAAAGCUUGCCUUUGAUGAAAACCAUGAUGUGUUGUAUGUCAUAUCAAUGUUAUUAAAUGAAUGUAAGCCAGAC
Hypomesus transpacificus is the source of this 6511-nucleotide messenger RNA. RefSeq names its product AP2-associated protein kinase 1-like. Gene Ontology annotation, molecular function: ATP binding; protein kinase activity. Bases 952 to 4551 code for a protein of 1199 amino acids. The record is from RefSeq and is a predicted model, not a curated record. Lineage: Eukaryota; Metazoa; Chordata; Actinopteri; Osmeriformes; Osmeridae. The transcript is spliced from 21 exons. Gene Ontology annotation, biological process: protein phosphorylation.